Messenger RNA from Orbicella faveolata, 840 nucleotides. Its product is annotated as angiopoietin-related protein 7-like. Lineage: Eukaryota; Metazoa; Cnidaria; Anthozoa; Scleractinia; Merulinidae. The record is from RefSeq and is a predicted model, not a curated record.
AUGAAAUAUUUCUUUCAGACUAUCUUGUUAGGAUGCAUAGUAGCGGCGCUUGGUAAUUCAAACCCGGCGUUUUCGUCAACACAAAGUGGAAACAAUGCGAAGAAAGUUUCACCUUAUAAUUUCAAUAACAAUUACUUCAUCGCAGGUUCAAACUCCAAGAAAAUCGAAAAUAUGUUUGCUGAAGUGAACCAGCAGGUGACCGCACUCAAAGAAGAAACAAACACAAUGAAAGUUUACAAAGACUGUGCCGAAGUUUACAAGUCCGGUCACAAGAUCAGUGGAGUGUACAAAAUCGAUCCUGAUGGUUUUGGUGGAUUUAAAGUCUUCUGUGAUCACAAAACAGCGGGUGGGGGAUGGACAGUGUUUCAGAAGAGAUUUGACGGUUCUGUAGAUUUCUACCUCGCGUGGGAUGAUUACAAACGGGGCUUCGGCAAUCUGAACGGCAAGUUUUGGCUCGAACUGGACAAGAUUCACCGCCUGACCGUGAGCAGCAGUAACAAGCUUCGUGUUGACUUGGAAGACAGGAAUGGAAAAACAUCAUUUGCAGAGUACAGUUCAUUUUUUGUAGCGAGAGAAAGUGGAAAAUACCAGAUGAGUGUGGGGAAAUAUUCAGGUGCUGCUGGCGAUGGCCUCACCUAUCAUAGUGGUUCAGCAUUUUCUACCAAAGAUCGCGAUAAUGACAAGUCGUCCCACAACUGUGUCUCUCAGCGGCAAGGAGCCUGGUGGCACAACAAUUGCGAUCAUUCAAACCUCAAUGCUGUGUACUCCAGUAAAUUCAUUUAUUGGCACAGUUACGUCGUUAAGAGCUCUGGAAUGAAGAUUCGUCCUAAGGACUUCUAA